Messenger RNA from Rotaria sordida, 558 nucleotides. NCBI's taxonomy places the organism in Eukaryota, Metazoa, Rotifera, Eurotatoria, Philodinida, Philodinidae. The record is from the annotation of a GenBank genome assembly.
AUGUUUGCUAUUGUUAAUAGUGCGAAAAAUGCUGGUCACAAGUUUAUGAUUAAGAAAGAUGUUCUUUCUGGAGUUAAGUCAGCUGAAUUUUCUGUUUAUGAUGAGAAUGAACAACAACUCAAAUAUCGUAUUGAAUCUCAUCUUCUUCCUGUGCAUAAUAAUGAAGUUUUUGUCUAUCCAUCGAAAAAAGUCAUAGCCAAACUGAAAAGUAAAUGGGCAUCAUUAACCUAUUCUGCUACAAUAUCUAUUCUCGAUCCACAAUCAAAUAGAUGGAUUAAUGGUAAUAUUACAGAUAUUGGUGGAUUAUCUGCUUAUGAAUAUAUUAUUUAUUGGAAUGGUGAAUUUCUAUCGAUAAAAAAUCCUUCGUCUUCUUAUAUUAAAUUUUAUGAUAAAACAGAAAGAAUUUAUCUAGCUCGAUUUCAAAAACAACGUGCUUUGUUGAAACAGUCGAAGUAUGAUUUAGAAGUCUUGUCUGAUAAAUAUCCUGAUGCAUUGUAUUUACUUGGACUUACCGUUUGGGAUCAUGAUUAUUCACGAUUUAAUCGAGGCAAAAAAUGA